Messenger RNA from Astyanax mexicanus (Mexican tetra), 10027 nucleotides. RefSeq names its product dynein axonemal assembly factor 9 (gene dnaaf9). Bases 125 to 3568 code for a protein of 1147 amino acids. The record is from RefSeq and is a predicted model, not a curated record. The transcript has 37 exons. NCBI's taxonomy places the organism in Eukaryota, Metazoa, Chordata, Actinopteri, Characiformes, Acestrorhamphidae.
UGCGUUUCCUCUUCUCCAGCUGCGAGUCUGUUGAUAUGAGGAGGAGGAGGAUAGAAUGCAGGGCUGAGGAAUAACGGCAUAUCUCUCUGUUCUUACCUCGCUUUCUCAUGCCGGUGUCGCUAAAAUGGCUGGUAUAAACAGAACGAGCGCGAGGUCCUCUCUGGUGGUGUCGGCAGUCAGUUGCUCACGUUUGCGAAAAGUCCAGGCUCUGCUGAAGGAUGAUGGCAGCACAGCUCCAGAUGGCAUCCUCUGCUCACUAGGCAUUGACAGUCGAUAUAAUCAGGGCUGCAGUGAGCUGGCCAGCUACCUCUUCUUCGGUUUGUAUAAACACAACCAGGAGCAGAUCCCUGAAGAUUUCCCUGAGGAGGUGCUGGAUGAUGUGAUCAUCCUGAUAAAGGCAGAGAGUGUGCAUCUGUACUGUAACCCAGUGAACUACAGCUACUUGCUGCCGUAUGUUUCCCACUGGAGGAAUCUGCACCUGCACUGCAUGAAUGAAACAGAGUACGAGGAUGAGGAAUCAGCAGAAGAAUUUAAAAUCUCCAGCUUUGUGUCAAUGGUUGAGGACUGCACUUGUAUUGGAAUUCCCUACAGCUCUCCAAGCCAUGCUCAGAAGUUUGAUGUCUUCAUGUUGGAGAAGUGGCCCAUUAUUCAAGCAUUUGCUCUGGAGGGAAUCGGAGCUGGAGGAUUUUUCACCAUGAAAUAUAAGCUGGUUGAUGUGAGUGAGCAGCUUUGGCAGACCUAUACAAGACUGGACCCAGUGUCUUUGGACUGUCUGCUCAGUGAGGAUUUGCUAACAUUUGAGAGACAAUGGAGCUGCUUAUUCUCCAGUAUGGACAUAGAGACUCCACUGUCUAUGCUGGAGUUGUCUGAGGCUCAGACUGCCGAGCCAUUCAGAACAUAUUACUCCCAUGGUCUUAUUUCUAGUAAUAUUACAGAUAACAGCAAAAGCCGACAGCCAUUUGUCUUGUUUGGAAAUCACUCCGCUAAAGAGGAUCUGGACAACUACUGCUUUACAUUUCCAUCUGAGGGACACCAAGUCCGCAACACAGGACCACACGGGGGCUCUGCUAAACACAUGCUUCUUCAGUGUGUGGCUCCUAAGGGCCCGCUGGCCUGUGCAAGAACCUAUUUCUUUGGCAGCACUCAUGUCCCCUACCUAGCGAAUGAUAACACCCAGCAGAAAAAGACUGAGCUCCUGUUGCUUUCACAGAUCUACUCAGCUACAAUCCAGGCUGUGCUGGCAGGGAUAAAGUGCUUCUCCAUCAAUUCCAGUUCUAGCAAGGCCAAGGAUGUUGCUGAGCAAACAUUUCAGCUGGCCUUGGACGCAUUUGGUUUGCUUCAGUAUCGGAAUGCCCUCAGGUCCAAAGCUGUGUUCAGCAUCCAAGCUGUGAACAAUGAGGGCAGAGUUAUACCUCUCAGCGAUGAGCGCAGUCGUUUUUUGAUCAAAACUGCUUCCAUGGUGGUCUAUGAUAUUCCAGAUCUCCAGUGGGGAGGAAGUAACCUUGGAUCUGUAGUUUUCUCUGAGUCCUUCCUGGAGUCUAGCAUCUAUAUUCAAAAUAGGGAUGGAGCUCUUUCCACAGACAGCUGCUUCACUGUGCUUACUUCUUCAGUCCCUCGCCAUAUGUGCUGGCUGGUGGACGAGUCUGAUGUAAGAUUGUCUGAGCAGGCUCUGCAUCUGCUAAAGGAAGAGAAUGGCACAUGUUUAGGCGUUCCUCUGACGACUAAAGACUCAGCCCAUGUGUACUCCAACAGUCUUCUUUCCACACCUGAGGAAGGCAAGCUGGUGUUUUUCUCAGAGGGGUUACUGUUUGUCCAUGCACGUUACGGCACAAUUACCCUCUCCAAGAACCACAUCAACACCAUCAAGGUCUACAAUGGGGACUCUAUCUCUGCUACAGCAGUGCUGUUCAUAGAAUACGAGAGCUCUCUGCUACCCCACCUCCCUUUUCCUCUGCAUAGCGCUGAUCGCUGCUUGGCUAUCACUCUGAUGCCCAGAACCAAGGGAUAUAAAAGCUUUUACUCCCAGGUCCUGCAGAUUUGGAAUAAGCCUGAUUCUGGGCUCUGGGUGCAGCAUGUGGACCAAGACCAGCUGAGCCUGGACCAGAAAAAUAUGUACUCCAGAUUACUGAAGCUCCAUGAUCCACACAGUUCAUCCCCAUCAAACCCCAGAGCAGCCCUGAGAAGCGCUUAUCCGGAGCUGCCGGAGUUGGACAGGUUCCUGAAGCACUUCACUGUCAGCAGCAGUGUCUGUGAGGAGUCUGUCUGCAGUGACCACCUAGCAGCUCUCUUUCCAAACGCCCACCCUAAACCAGCUCCUUCUGAGUCAGAGAGAAAGGUUGUCCUUUCCAUCAUUUCAGGCUUGCCAGGCAGUUUUAAAGAGAGUCUGUGUGAUUUCUUGGUUGAGGUGAAUCAGGAGUGUGGAAGAUGGGAAGUAUAUUACCCUGAUCAAGAUGCAGAAGAUCUCUGUGUUCUACAUCUCCAGCGCUACCUGAGCAGCCUGGUGUCCAAUCUGAGUGAAACACAUUUCAAUACACCAAGAGUGUUACUACUGACACCAGAGUACACUGAUGUGUUGGAUGUUCUCCAAGCUAUCGUAUCUCACCCAGACCGAAAGGUUCAGAGACGAGUGAGUGUGGGUGCUGUCACAGCCUGUGUCAAUCCUCUACAUUCCUUUAUGGAACACAGGUUUCUUUUCCCCAAACUGUUGGAACAGUGCAGUCAGGGGGCUGUCAAUAAUGUGGUAUUUACUGGUUUGACUACGGAGCAAAAGCACCCUCUGCUGAAACACAUGCAGCAGCUGAUCCAUUCAGCCAAUCCCAAUGCUGCGUUCAUUCUAGCUGAGAGAGGAGCCGUGACCAGAACUGAAGAUAUGCGUCUGAUUCUGAGUGAUAGCAGUUUCUCCCACCCUCAGAUGAUCAGAGCCCGGUACCUGCUGUACCCUGGCUGGUGGGAGGGCAGAUUUGUAUCUGGCUGUGGAUCUGUCUCCAUGUCUCAACACUAUUUGCAGUUCAGCCGUCCUCUAGAGAGAGCCCUAUUCCUGCAACGCUGCAAAGGACUAAAGUCUUCUCUCAGAGGCAGCCCCUACACGGGAAACAUCUAUCACAUCAGUGGGAAAGUGCUCUUCUCUGACAGUAACAGAUUAAUGGAGGUGAGCUGUAACUCUGUCAGUGGGAGUGUGACCGUGGCCCCUGAUCAGUGGUCCACCCAUAGUCCCAAAACCACACACACCUGCUACCUGCUGAUAUACGGGGUGGGAUUCUCCCAGGAAGGCCUGAAGGAGUGGCUCAGGCAGUGUACUAAACAGAAAGAGCCAAAGAAAGCUAAGAAGACCAAGAGGACUCUUACACCACAGGAGAUCAGAAGCAUUCAUGUGAAGAGGCACCUGGACCCGCUCCCUUCUGGUUACUUCUACAACGGAUAUCAGUUUGUCAGUUUCUAUGGAGAGAAACUGAAUUUCCACCCUUUGAUGGACCAGUUCAUCGAGGAGUAUCUUCAGGAGGUCAACAAAGAGGUUGAGUGCUUCAACCGAGAGGUGGACCUGUAUGCACACACUGAUCUCUUCGACUAGAACUCCUCUCACACUCAGAGAGUUCUUUUGGGAAGGGGGGAGGUGGAGGGUGGGUUCACUUCCGGACCAUUAUCAGCAGCCGUCCAAACAAGCUAUCCAAUUAAAUGUUCAAUUUAUUGUUCACAUGAUGUCCCAAAAGAUAAGGAGGGAAGUGUUAGCUACUUUAUCUUUAAAAUCAGGGAAAACCGCUGCAGUCUGCAAAGUGAAACGAUGAAAGAUGAUCUUCACUCAGCUCACCAGCACUUUAACGAAAAAGCAAGGAUCUUAGGGUCAUCUUUGCUUAACUCUGUACUGUACAUAGUGUUAAUGUACCACCGCUAGAGCGAGAGAUGACAGCAAUCAGUGGUCGGUUCCUCUCUAAUUCCGGUAUCCUGUGCCCAAAUGAUCAGAGCUCCAUAGGAUCAUAUGCGGAUGUUAAUAGAGUGUGUCAACAGGGCAGAACCUGCUUGAACAGGAAAAGGCUCUGAUGUCCACAACCAAGGGAGUGAGUGCAGAUGGGGAGACAGAUGUGUCGCUCGAUUGGUCUGUAGACUCCAGCUGUGGAGCUGAGGUGAUCAUCUCUCAUCUACUGCAGCACUGACUCGCGCAGCGGCGUCGAGUCGCUCUGAAGUGGUCAUUAAAGCAGGUGCUGUGACCACGAGCACAGAAGUCAUUCCAUUUAUGGUGGGGAACAGGGAAAGGGGGAGGGGGUAGGGGACAAGGGUUGACGGUCACAGAGUUAAAAAAAAAAAAAAAAAAAAGUUAACAGAAUUUGGAAAUCUUUCUGGGUUUUUGAUUUUUUUUUUUUGGAGUGUCAGGUAGGGUUGUAGAUGGGGUAGAAUGAAUUUAAUGCUUUCCCCCUUUCCCUUGUUAUUGCUUAAGCUUGUUCCCAUCCCCGUGGUUGUAGGGCCGGCAUGUAACAAUAGGAUUUGGAUAGGCUUAUCUUCUAACUUACAUGAACUCGGCUGGAAAGGUGUCUUGUUAAAGCCUGUGUUACCUCAGGCUGCGACUCGGGUUAGCCGAGGCUUUGAUGGGCCGGGGAGGGUCAUAUAAUAACCAGCUCCGGCUGAAGUGGGAUUAAUAUGUGUUUAUUAGAGCCGGUAGGAGUGGAUCCAAUCUGUUCCGUGCCGUUUUGCAGGCAGAUUUAGCUCUUUUACCUGGGGUCUCGCUUCUCUAUGCAUGUUUACUCAUAAAUGCAGAAAUACACACAGCAGGGGAGCAGCGGUGUCGCUCUCUCGCGCACACUCUCAUAUUUGACCUUGCGUCAUCUGUAAGACGAGAAUUACGAAGCUAAAAGUGUAACGCUUCAAAAGUGAUUACGGCACUGCUGAAGUGUUAGAUAUGAAAGGGCAGGGGGAGGGUGGGAGGGGUGGGUUUGCACUUCCAAAGAAAUGAGAUGCAUCCAUCUGCAGAGCUGGAGAGCCAGCCGCUGUUCUAGACCAGCAGUUUUAGAGCAGUAGUUUAGAACAGGGUGUGCCAUAGUUUUGCCUAGCAGCGUGGACUGUAAAGGGAGUGUUGUGAUUGUAGGUUGCUGCCGCUGUGUUGGUUGACGUUAAAUAUUAUAGGUCAGUUUCCCAGACGGGGAGGGAUUAAGCGCAGAGUUUCAAUCAAAAGGAAAAUCUAGUCUUUGAUUAGGCUUAAUCCCGUAGGCUUAAAGUAUAUUCAGGGGCCUUAUUUGCCAAAUUUUCAGUUCUUAGCCAAGUCUAAGAGAAAUAUCUAUAUCUCUAUACAGUAGAUUAUUCAGAUUAUCUUUAAUAAUAUUUUUCUAUUAAACACUGAAAAGAGCAAAUUUUUCUAUUAAACAAGAAAAGAGCUCAUUCAUUAAGUGCUGCCUAACAGUGCUGCCUGUUAAUUCAGAAUCUUAUUAGGCAAGCCUAUACUAAUAAAUAAUUCCAGCAUCAUUAUUUUUUCAUAGACAAAAUUUAAUUCAACUAUCAUUUACAACGACAACUUGUUUCCUGUCAAAGUUAAUCAAAUUUGCAAUGAAAUAUGGAAUGAUUUACAAAUGCAGCUUCAAAUUGCAUGUGUGUUUCAAACUGCAAUUUAAAAUCUCAAAACGAAUUCAUUAAUAUUGACAUAAUCUUUAUUAAACAUCUAUGAUUAUUUUAGUCAGCAACCAUUUAAAUUUUUAUUUCCACUUAUUUGCCUUGUUUUGAGCGACGCAAAAGACACAUUUAAAUUUGUUAAAUUUGGCAACCAAGUCUGAGGAAUUAAAAUUGCAAAUGGAUUGGAAUCAAUUAGCAGAAAUAAGAAAAUCAGAAAUCCAAUUUUUACAGAAAUCAAUCUGGGUACAAUGUGGACAUGCCAAAAAUCAGAUUUGGGCUUGCAGUCUGAACACAGCCUAAAACUACGCCUUGGAACGUCUUGCUGGUCUGAAAUUGCUGCAGCUGGCUCUCCGGCGACUCUGCAGAUGGAUGAUGUUGAAAGAAACUCGUACACUGCUGCUCCUCUCUGUGCUGCAAGUAUAUAAAAACAAGUAUAGUAGUGGAAUUCCAUACACGUGUGAGCACGACGCGUGGGCUAGCGUUUCUCUCACCAAGCCAUAUUAUGCAGUAUAGGAGUAUGUCACAGUUGCCGUGGUCAUUGAUAUGCUAGAGAGAUGUGUCGCUGUCGCUGUCCACACUUGUCACUGUUGCUAUGGAGAUUCACAAUAUGGUAAACUUGCUGCCAUCGCCAUGCAGACUUGUGACUUUGUACCUUGUUAGCAAGCGAAUGCAGUUUGCCCCAAUACAGCACAUCCAGGCCCUGUUAUGGUGAACUCUGAAAGGACGGCAGCGCUGCGAGGACGUGUGUGUGUGUGUGUGUGUGUGUGUGUAAGCGUGUCCACUCUGAACUACAAAAGCAGAGCCGAGCCAACUCGCACUCUCCACUGACUGACAGAGCCCUUAUGCUGUGCAGUUGCUCCAAGAGUGGAGUUACACAAUCCCUACCGCACCUCAGACACACACACACUCACACACACACACACAUACAUUAUCAGAGUGGUGUUACAUUGUCAGAGCAGAGCCAGGCUCAACACAGCAAGCAGCUGUCCUUAAAGGGUGCAGGGCUACGUAACACUUAUCAUAUAAUCGGUAGUUGAAAGUAGCGGUAAUUUUAGCACAUACUAUCUGCAUGUGUUAAGAUGUCUUACUUACUAAAGGUCUAUUUAUAACAACACAAAUGCCUUUCACCAAGCUGGUACUACAAAGAGGAAAUUUUUCCGUCUAUUUUGCAUAUCUGAAAAGAAUUGAAUUACCUCGAGUGAGAGGAGCAAAGUGUAUUUUUAUAAGGCUGUGAAUUUAAAAUAAAGAGAAAAAAAUAAAACUAAACUAAACUAAAGAUUCAAUUAGGGGUAAAUGCUGCUCCUAUAUGAUGAAGAACAAAACAAGUUCUAAAGUUCUGUCUAUCAGAGGCUUCAGGGGAAGCUGCCACAGCAGUGCCUUGGCCAAAAAGAAGAACGAGAGGAACGAGAGAAAGGCCGAGCGCCAGUGUUGGUGAAAGGAUAAGCAGAGUCUUCGUUUUAUAUGUGAAGGGUCAGGGGGUGGAAUGCCGGCUGGCAGGAGGGGCACUGGAGGGCAGCAGAGCAAAACUCUAGAGUCUAGACAAAGACGACUGUGCCUUGAUAGUGUCUAGUGUCAAGGCAAAUCCUGAGCUUGGAGAAAGUUGGCAUAAUCUGUUUUAUAAGUAGUGCUGUGCAUUGAUAAGAACUUGAUAAGGCGAUAUGAUGCGUAUCACAAUUGGGGGUGGGAAUUUGACGAUAUUAUCACGAUACUUUAUCUGCGAUAAAGAUGAUCUCACAAUACUGUGAAUACUCAAUAUAUCGCAAGACGAUAAUCUACAAUAAUUCACAGCAUCUGUGUUACUGGAGAGGAUAAUAUACUCCUAAAUGCCAUGAAUUGUGGAUUUAUUGGUGUCAGUUUUAAAGAAUUUAAUGAGCAAUAUUUAUCACAACAGGUUUAACCUAAUUAUUUAAUUAGUGCCACCAUGUGCAGUAAUGAAGCUGAAACAUUAGUAAUUAGGCUUAAGAUGUUUAGUAUGCCUAAUGUUUCAAUAAAAUAUAGAUUUUUGAUAUACAAUAUAUUGCAAAAUCAAGAUUUUGUCCCACCCCUAAUCACGGUACAGGGUUACGAUUCAUUGUAUUGUUAUAAAUUGCGAUACUGUAAGCGAGAUAAUAUAUUGCAAUUAGUGCUGUCCAUUAAUUGAAAACAAAAAUCUCCAUUUAAUCUUAAAGUUUUAUGUUAAUAAUUAUAAUUAUUUGCAUUUUAUUCUUAACACUGAAACAUGUGAUAAUAGACAUUUACAUGGUAUUGGAAGUUAGUUAUGAGAUUUAAUCCAUAUUCAAACAAUUAAAUAAAAAGUGAUCUACCUUCUGAACUCAGCAGCUGUGAUGUCUAGUUUACGUCGCUAAAUAAAACCGCAAAUACUUCACUAGGCACAGUAUAAAGUGGGAGGUUGGUUAAAUAAUUAAAAUUUGCAUUAAAAAAUGAAUGCUUUAAAGUUUCCGGAUUAAUCUCCUGUGUUAACACAUUAUUGUUGACAGCACUAAUUGCAUUAUUUUUACAUAAAAUUUUAAGCAAACAUAAACACACCAUCUUUUGGUAAAAGAAAGGUUCAUCAGACCAGUGGGGGCAGUUAGGAUUUAUAUAACACAAAAUGAACCACUGUCGGCCACCUGUUCUUUACCAUCUAAACUAUUGACUAAAAAUCAAUACUGAGUUUUUAAGACCUGCUACAGUAUUACAAAACAUAUAUCGCAAGACUCUUGAUACAUCAAAAUUCACUUACUGCCCUACUUAUCAAGUGGAAGGAUGAAUGAAUGCAGAUUUGGCUAUGGGCUCCUCCUUUUUAUCCUCAUUAAGUAAAAGGAGAGGACCUCAGUGAGGCCCUCCAGGCUGUCCCCGAUUCUGCCUGCCGGGUACCCCCCUGGCCAUCGUACCUGUGGAGCUGAGGUUAGAGGACUAAAACAGAGUUUGGUGUCUAACAGAAAGAAUUUGCCUUUUAUAUAAAUAAGAAAUGAUCUUAGAUUAGAGGUUUUCGUUGUUUGAAGUUUAUUUUUGACUUUGAUUUUAAGCUGAAUAUUGGCUGCAGAGUUUCGAGGCCAUUCCUUUAAAGCAAAGCACUUUUUUAGAGACUGUAAUCAGAAAUGGUUCCACUUUAUCCUCUAAUGGAAUAAUAAUAAUCUGUUUACAGCAAUAUCUUGAACUUGCUGUAGAUACGGAAACCUUGUUCCCAACCAAAGCGUCUCGCUCCUGUCUGUCAUCUGCAUCAACAGUCUGGAGUCUAAUGUUUACUGUCUGAAGGGCCAUCAGAGCAGAUUUGUUAGUACUGCUGUAUUACUCACCAGAUUAGGGCUGCACAAUGUUGGAAAAAGUACAUUGCAGUAUAGGAUAUAUUUUGGGAUAUUACCAGAGAUUUUCACAGUAAAUCUGGUCGAUUUUAUAUCACAAUAUAUUUCUUAACUUAGGUAAAUACGAUAUAAUUCUAAAAUCCUACAAAAAAUAGCUGCAGACUUGUGAAAAAUGAUUUUGCCAAUUUAUGAUAUAAUACACCCAUAAAGAAUGUUAGUCAGUGACAAAUGCGGUGAAUAAUAGACACUAAAUUUUGUCAUUGUCGUUUUUUAAUCACAACAUAUAUUUUUUUAUUGAAUUAUUGUCUUGCCCUAACCAGAAGUUAAUAAUUCAACCUGGCUUAUUUUUAAUAAUAAUAUAAAUUAAAUGAGCCUCAUGAUAUGUAACGGAAAAUAAGAACAGUGAGAAUUUUCCUUUUGUACAAGGCAGUGAAAUAUUUUAUUAUAUUUUUUAAUUAGACAAUUAAAAGGACAGUGCUUGUCCUGUCAUUUGACGAUUGCAUAAUAUAAGCACAUUGCGAUAACAAUGCUGAACCAAUAAAUUGUGCAGCCCUACAUCAGACACUGAAUUGCCCGUGACCCUUCUAGGCUAAUCAGGUUACAGAAGGUGCUGAAAGACGCCCCAUUAGAAAGAGAGAAGCUAAGGGCUAAUGGAUUUUAAUUGCUGCUGAAAAUCUUUGGUUGGGAACAAAGCUGAGGUAAAGAAUUUCUGAAGCUAAAAAAAAGAGAGAAAAAUCACCAACAUGGUAUUUGGUAUGUUUGCACAAAGCUGAACACACCCCCAGUGUGGAGUGUGGGAUAUUACUGAAGUGUUUAGCUUCAGAGGGGGAAUAAUAUGGUAGAAGUCAAUGAAUUCCCAAAGCCUUUACCUCAGAUUUAUAAUCCUUAAUGUUUUGGUAGUUCUGAGAAUUUAUAUAUAAAACUGAAAAUCAUUUCAGGACGUCUUACCUGAAAAGUGCCAAAAUAUUUGUUUCUUUGUUGUUUUGUUUCCUUACUUUUUAAGGGGUUCACUAAAGUGGAUGAAAUUGGAGUAAUUGAGUAUUUGCACAAAACUACUGUAACUCUUGUUUUCUCCUGUGACUGAUGCUUUUUCUAAUCUGUACGUGGUAUUUAUGAAUAAUUAAUAAUUCAUUAAACUAUUUAUAAGCCUA